AUGGUCCUCGAGCGAUGGCAAGAAUUGUUUAAUACAUCACCGAGCAAUACUACUUGGCAAGAUACGGAAGAAUUGAAUGUCCUAUUACUUGAUGACAUUCACAAUAACACCCAAAAUUGUGGUCUUGUACUUCCGCAAUCAACUGCAACAAGUCCAGCACGGAAGAAGCUUGUCAUUGUUUCGGAAAUUAAUAACAACACUCUAGAAAAUAGCUAUUUCUCCAUUUCAUGUCAGAAUAGCUUUGUCUUGUUGUCGGAAGCGUAUCAAUUGGUCGAAUUGAAAUAUUUGAAUUUGAGGAACAUGUCAUUUGUCUUUUCAUUGCAUGAGAAAACAUUUAAUGUUAUUAAUGAUAAGGUGAGAACAGUUGUAACCAUCACACAGAGUAGAAUUGAGAAUGUGAAACAUUUAUUUGAUGGAACAGGUGAAGUCAAUUAUCCAAGUUUACUAAUUCACAAUUCGAAUAUAAUCGAUAGCACCAUUGAAUGUGGAUAUCAUUGUUCAGUUUUAAGUACAAGUGUUCAGAGAAGAAUGUCCUCUGUGCGUGACGAUCUCGUGGAGUUGGAUUUCAUGCUGCUUUCUGAAGUUUUUGCGUAUUUUAAUGACGUGCAUUUCAGGUUGAUUUUUGACAUACCAACAAUGAACCAUACCACACCAGCAUCAUGCUCAGAUUCAGUUGGAAAACAUGCCUUCAUUUCCGGUACCAAUACAAGAUCUGUCACAAUGAUUAAUUCAUCCAUGGUUAGUGACAAGCAGUGUAUUUUUUCUGGAAGAGUAUGCUCUGGAUACUCAACCAUUAAUUGUAUUGGUUGCAAUCACUUUUCAUUACGAAAUACCACCAUGGAUACGGUGGGAAACGUGGUUUACAAAACUAUCGUUAGCGAUUCCACAAUAAUUUCUGGUUUUUACCUUGUUGAUGUUGAGCUAAGAAAUACCAAAUGUAGCCAUGUUGCCAUUCAAGGAGCGAACAAUGUUAAAAUUUCAAGAUCAAAUUUUGUGGAUAAUUUGAGCGUAGAUGGAUGGCCAAUACUGGAAAUUUCUGAUGCAGACACCGUCGAGGUUAAGAAUGCAAACUUCACUAAUAAUGACGGUGGAGCACUGUUUUUACAAAACAUUGGAAACGUGAACAUUCAAGACUCUCUAUUCCAUAGAAUGAUGGGUCCAGCAAUUAGAUACCUUGAUAUUCAACAAUAUUCUUCUCUUGAUUUGAACGCUUUUGUAAUUUCAAACACUGUAUUUUCUAACAACAAUGCUCAACACGGUGCAGCAAUCAACUCCAAUAGCUUGGGUGUGACAAUAUUGAAUUGUACCUUUUCUGAAAAUACUGUGUCGCGUCACGGUGGAUCGAUAUACAUUACUGAACAAAGUGAAAACUCCAACAAGGUGAUGGUUAUUAAUAAUACCCAAUUUUUCGAUGGUAGGAACGUUUUUCCAUCAAGUUUUGGAGGAUUCAUUUACGCCACCUCUGAAGUAGGAAGCGUUUCGAUAUAUAACUCGACAUUUUCUCAUGCAAGUAGUGAAGACAGUGGUGGCUGCAUUUACUUGGAUGUACCUUCGACCGUGCUGAACUCAGUUUAUACCUCAUCAUGCUACUCAAAAUAUGAUGGAGGUGGAAUAUUCUUUGAGAAAGGUACUGUUGUCAUGCAACAGUCCAAAGUCAGUCAUUGCAAGAGUGAAGGAUAUGGAGGAGCUUUAUACAUGAAAGCAGGAGUUUAUGCCUACAUUUCACAGUCCACCUUUGAGUUUUCACAUUCGGCCCAAGGCAGAGCUGGCGGGUUGUACGGUGAGAGAAAGACAGGUUUUACAAUUGACAAUUGUUUGUUCAUUUCAAAUACUGCAACCAUAAGAGGAGCAGCAAUUUAUCAUUCGAGAGGAAAUGAUUUGACUAUUUUAAAUUCUAGAUUUAUUGGAAAUAGAAUUUACUACAGUACAGAGAGUUCAUACGCUGAGCAAGGUCCAUCAGGAGCUGCUAUAUUUGUUUAUUCAGCAAGAAGCUUCUUGAUGUCAAAUUCAACCUUUGAAGGAAACGCUAUUGACCAUAAUCCUGAAAUGGAAGGAAGAGGAGGUGCCCUUCUAUUGACACCAUCCGUCUCAUCCACACAACUUUCAAAUGUCACGUUUAUCAAAAACUCGGCAGAAUCUGGUGGAGCACUCUACAUUUAUAAUUUGGAUUUUCCAUCAUCGAAAUUUUCUUUGGAUAAUUUAAGAUUUAUUGGAAAUCGUGCAAUAAGGCAAGGAGGAGCGAUCUUCCUUGUAAAUACUGUCAGUACUGCAAUUGCAGACCUGUGCAAGAACUCUUAUUUCGACGAUAAUUAUGCAGAAUUAUACGGAGACAAUUAUGCCUCAACUCCAAAAGUUUUGACGCUGUCUAACAAUGGAUGGAUGCCAGAACAACUAUUUUAUCAAUUCCCUCUUGACAUGAUUCGAGACUCGCUUGUGGAUAGCAAGGUCUUUAAGAGUGAGCCAAAAACUCUGUAUUCCGGCCAAAAGUUAUCUCUUAAAAUUGACGCGUAUGAUUUGUUCAACGAAAGAAUGGAAAAUAUAAGAGGUGUGGACAUUGAUUUAAUUUUAACAUCCUCUCUAAAUUCGACAUCAAAAGAAGGCAAAGUCUAUUAUGCAACUACCUUCUCCAAUGACACGGCUACUUUUUCAAAUAUCACCAUCUUUGGAAAUCUCAAUUCAACCUUGUAUUUGUAUUUCUCCUGCAAGAGCGUGAUUCGAGAAUUUAGCAUUCCAGUACAAAUACUUCCUAAUUGUCCAGUUUUUUACAAUUAUGAUAUAACAGAAUGCACACCGAAUUACAAUGUGCAAAGCGUGUUUUUGAUCAUCAUUGGAUCAGUGGUUGCUUUUGUGUUUACAUUCAUUGUAUUGAUGACUGGAUGUUGCUACUAUUUCUUGAGGAAGAAGUUGAAAGAACUUAAACGAAGAGAACAAGCAGAAGAGGAUUUACAACGUCGUCUGUUGCAAUAUCAAUUAAUUUCUUCAAAGAAUAGUUUGAAAGAAUCUCACACAUCCAUAUCAUCGGGAGCUCAAGAAAAAACCUGGGUCAUUAAACCUGAAGACUUGAAGAUAAAAGAAAGAAUUGGGCAAGGAGGAGAGUCUGUCAUCUUUAACGCAACAUGGAUGAAUAACAUUGUUGCAGUUAAGAGAAUUCACGUUGAUACAUCUGCUCUCGAAGACGACGAAGUGAAAACGGAGACCAUUAAUACGACAUUUGAAAAAGAAGCAUAUAUAUUAAGUACUCUCCGGUUUCCAAACAUUGUCACAUUUUAUGGAAUUGCCAUUACUCCCAGCGAUCGAUUCAUUGUGAUUGAAUACUGCUCGGGCGGAAAUUUACGAAAAAAAAUUCACGAAAGUAAGAAGAAGAAACAUCCAUUGAGUAUUGCUCAAAAACUGAACUAUCUCCUAGAUAUUGCUUAUGGAAUGAAAUAUUUACAUUCCUUGGAUCCACCAUUGAUUCAUCGUGACUUGAAACCUGAAAAUAUUCUUAUUGCAGAGAAUAAUGUUUGUAAAAUAUGUGAUUUUGGUUUGGGAAGGGAAUUCUCAUCAGAAGCAACCACGAUUAUGACCAGUCAAAUUGGAACACCUACGUAUAUUGCACCUGAAAUUAUUCUAGAUCAACAUUAUACAGAAAAAUGUGACGUUUAUAGUUUUUCCAUUAUCAUGUGGGAAUUACUUUUUGAGGAAAAGGCAUUCAGUAAGGAAAGUUUUGAUGUCAUGAGAGAAUUCAUGGAAGCACACAAAGAUCUCAUUUCUUCAAAACCCUACGAACCCAUUGAUUUAGGAAAAGAUACAAAUAUUGACGACCGAGAAUUAGGAACAAGUACAGAAAAGGUGAGAUUAUUGGACAUUGAUGAAGCAACUCAAGUUCCUGCUUCCCCCACCGAAUCGCCUUCUCCACAAAUUGAAGAGGAACCAUUCAAUUCAUUCAAAGUACCAAGUUUUAACAUGUUGUCCAUGACCAAAGAAAUUGUCAAUGGCUUACGACCAAUAAUUCCUUUCAGAAUCAAGAAAACGUUUAAUAUUCAAUCGAGUUCAGAUCUCCAUGAGAAUAUGAGUUCAUCGUCAAGAAAGUUCAUGCAACUUGAUCCUUUAUUGAAACAAUACGUUCGAGAGAAUUUAUUGGAGAAGGAAAAGGGUACUAGCUUCUUUUUAUCUUCCAAGAGUAUGGAGACCAAAGUUUGCUUAAUUGUUAAGGAAUAUUGUGAGCUAAUGAUCCAGUGUUGGGAUGAGGAUGCAAAGAGACCAAGUUUUUCAGAAAUUUGUGAACGUUUGUCGAAUUGCGCCAAGAUUUUGUCUUAG
Molecule: messenger RNA, 4299 nt
Organism: Naegleria lovaniensis
Lineage: Eukaryota; Heterolobosea; Eutetramitea; Acrasida; Naegleriidae
Exons: 3
Coding region: 1-4299 (1432 amino acids)
Biological process (GO): protein phosphorylation
Molecular function (GO): protein kinase activity; ATP binding
Source: RefSeq, a predicted model, not a curated record